Austrofundulus limnaeus is the source of this 6138-nucleotide messenger RNA. It is a transcript of the gene smchd1, whose product is annotated as structural maintenance of chromosomes flexible hinge domain containing 1. Gene Ontology annotation, biological process: double-strand break repair; chromosome organization. The record is from RefSeq and is a predicted model, not a curated record. Gene Ontology annotation, cellular component: chromosome. Gene Ontology annotation, molecular function: protein binding; ATP binding. NCBI's taxonomy places the organism in Eukaryota, Metazoa, Chordata, Actinopteri, Cyprinodontiformes, Rivulidae.
GAGACACGCGGAAGAAAAUCUCACAGCGUUAGUUUUGUUUUUGAGUGGAAAUGAAACUGAAAGAAUAAGAACCAGAUAAUAGCGCUGAUACAACGCAGAGAACAGUUUCAAGCUGUUUCAAGGCGUUAUGGACUGUAUAUAACAUUUUUGCGAACUUUUUUCUCUCUGGAAACAUCAGCACGGAGUGACGCGUUACGUCUUUGUGUGCUCCGUGGUAGUCGAAAAACACUACGAUGAUCCAGGUGUAUGACUGCCGCUCCAAAAACAGCAAAGUUUCCAAGAAAACUUUGGAUUCAAGUGAUUUGAACUUUAAUGGCUUUCUCCAAGUUGUUCACAAGACGUUUGCAGUCCCUUCAUGUGAGACAUUUGUGUUGGUCACAACUGACAGAACAGUUGUGGAUCAUGAUAAAUUUGAGGAGCUUCAGGAUGGCUGCACCCUUUACCUGUUAGAACAUGAGGACCAAGCCCUGCCAGCUGCAACUGAAGAGGACAUCAAGUUUGUGCCUCAUUAUAAUACUCUGGUCGAGAGUGGGACUUGUGAAUACUUCGCUGAGGGUCAGAAAUCACUGCCGUGCUCUUUUGCUGAGCUGGUAGACAACGCUCUUUCAGCCACAGCCAAAAACACAGGAGUGAGGACCAUAGAGAUACAAAUGCUGUUUGACAAAUAUUUUGGGAAACCUGCCAUUAUUGUUAUGGAUAAUGGCUGUGGGAUGACCUCGAAGCGGCUGAAUAACUGGGCAGUAUACAGACUCUCUAAGUUCACAAGGGAAAAUAGCAGAUUUGAAAGUGAUAAAGAGGAUUAUAUACGUCCUGAACAUGUACCUCGCAGUCUCAACAGUGAUAUAUCGUUCUUUGGAGUUGGAGGAAAGCGGGCUGUUUUUCACAUCGGAGACUCUGUUAGGAUGAUCAGCAAACCAACAGGCUCCCCAGAUGUUCAUGAACUGGUUCUUUCAAAAGAAGAYUUCAAGAGAAAAGAACAAAACAAAGAGGAUGUUUAUAAAGGGACCAUCUUAAACAGAAAGCCUGGAGACUUUUCCCACGUAACAGAUGAUGAGCGUUUCCUCCGUGCCAUCAUUGCUAAGGAAACUGAAAAUGAAAGUUUCACAGCUGUUGUUAUUACAGGAGUCUGCCCUGAGCACAUUGACUACCUGAAACAACACUUUGAUGAUUGGACCAGAGAGCUAGCGCACAUUUAUCACUAUUACAUUCAUGGAGUCAGUGGAAAUGACUUGAGAAGCACCAACCGAAAAGUAGAUGAGCUUCCAAAAAUUGACAUUAAGAUAUCUUUAUUGGAGAAGCCUCCUAAAAACCCUCGAGUGAUGAAUCUCAGAGAAGUGGAAGAAGACAUGCAGACUCUGUACAUCAAUGCUGCUGUAGACACUUUUGAGUUCAUGGCCACUACCUCAGAUGGCGGCACUGUGGAGGGGGUGCUUCGAUACCACCCCUUCCUCUAUGACAGGGAGACCUACCCUAAAGAUCCAUACAUAGGCCAAGCUCCUGUUGAAGAUGAUGAUUAUGAAAAUGAGUCUGGCAGCUUGAAUCAAGCCAGAGGAAAAAGGGACAUCUUUGAAUGUUUCUGGAAUGGACGGCUCAUCCCUUACACCACAGUUUCUGAGUUUGACUGGUGCUCUCGACCUGUGAAAAGUACAUUACCAGCAGAGUGUUACAGUCGGUUUUCUGGGGUGCUUUUCACUGAUGACAAAUUCCUGGUCAAUGCUAACAAACUGAAGUUUAUGAAUCUGGAGAUGAAACUGAAGAGCAAAGACACUAUAUUCACUCCUGAUGCUAACGUUCAGAAAACAUCAAAAAGAGGAAACAUCCAGAAAGAGUUCACUCAAUGGCUUCAGAACUGUCAUGAAAAAUUUGACAAGCAGGUGAAGUUUCUUGGAUACAUUGACACAAUAACACGGAAAGAUGUGGCAAUCAAGAAACAGCAUCCCUGGGCAACAUUCUCCUCCAUUGAGUUGGAUGGAAAACAGUACAAAGCAGGACAAUUGGUAAAGUCUCAGAAAACACAGCCAGUUCUUUACGGCAGUGUUGUUCGAUUUAUGCUGUACGGAAAUCACGAUUGUAACGUCUACGCCACAGGAGGACAAGUGGAAAUCAAACGUGAGCCUGGAGCACUUUAUGACAAUUUCACCAGGAUCAUACCCAUUUCAAAGAUCGACAGGAACGUCACUGAUGAAAACAUCAAGAAAAAUAUCGAGAGUGAUCUUGACAAGGUUCCAGAAAAGCUAAAGGUGGAGUGGCCAGAGAAUAACAUUUUCUCUCAAAAUGCUUCUCAUCCUGCUGGGACUCCUUUGGGGCCUCUCAAAGUUGAAAUCCUUAACAGGAAGGGACUCUCAACCUCAUCCAGGAUCAAUACAGGGGGGCAAGGGUCAGGAAUGAGACUGAGCAUUCUCCUCAGAGUAGUCCAUCACGAGACUCUUACUGACUUGGGGAAAUACACUCUGAAACUGAACACGAUGUUAAGUGAAAAUCGUGCAACUGUCUACGGAGGCAGACCUCUUCCGAGCUAUGUGCUCAAAUUCACCAUUAAAGAGGGCAGUGCAGACCACUUCACUGUGGGUGCAGUGAGCCCCACUGUUCGUGUGGGAGUGCCAUUCAACAUUCCUCUGCAGAUAAAAGAUUUUUAUGACCACCCAACAGCACCUCCUCCCAAACUUCUGCCUGCCCUUAAAUGCAGUGGACUAGAGCUGACUUAUGAGUCGGUGAGCUGCAGUGGGACCACAUUCACCAUUAAUGGUGUUAAAACAAAAGGAAAAKUUGGAAAUUACCAGCAAUCCAAGAGCUAUGACCUGAAAGUGACACUGCCUGGAUUGAAAAAUGAUACACAAACUAUUGCUAUCGGUCUUCUUCCUGGAAAUCCGCAUUCGCUUUUUGUGAAACCAAACACAGAUGUGGUCAAAGUGGAGAAUGGAAACUCAGUCACUUUUAAUGUUGAAGUUCAUGAUGAGGCUGGAAACAUUACAGCUAACCUCAAACAGACGGUUCACUGUCAGGCUCCAGGGCUUCCCGUGGUGGUGGCAGACUGCAGCAGCACAGGAGCAGGCCAGCUUGUGACAAAGCCCAUAAACCUUAACAUAACAAACGGAGAACCACAAAUGCUUGAAGUUGAAUUUAACAUGCCAAAUCAGAAACACAUUGCACCAGUCAAGAUACAGCUGAAGGUCGUGCCCAGCAGUCGGGUCUCACAGAUGAAGCUGUUUUGUCAGGGAGUGGAAACAUUUACGCUCAGAGAUAAAGAAAAGAUUGAAUGGCCAGCUGGAGGGAUGCUCGAGAAUCUGUUUUAUAAACUGUAUGAUGAGUCUGGCAUGGAGGUGCCAAUCACUUCUGAAAUAGCCUCCAGCAUGAAGGUUACCUGGACAACAGAUGUUAAACGGAGAAGUUUGAUGAAGGGGAGACUACCUGAUGUACAGGUGCCCACCCGUGUGACAGAGGAGCGUUUCCACCAGGUGUCCUACCAGGAGCUGAGUGUGUCUUCCUGUUUCACCAUUGUGCCUUGUCCAGAUGAACCAGCAAGGCUUAAAGCAACUCUACCUCAAAACACAUUGAAGCUUGGUGAAAUCUUAUCUGGGCAUAUCAAUUUGGAGCUUAUGGACCAAUAUGACAAUGUGACUAAGAAGCUAACUUCGGCCUGUGUGAAGAGCAUGAGUGUUGAAGCUGAGGGUCUCGACAAAUCAAACAUCAGUUUCAAAUGGCAGGAGACCAGCAGUUCAGUUGCUGCGACUGGAGUUCGUUUCCUUUCCGGGUCUCUCGGGCCAAGAGACAUGUGCUUCAAAUACAACAACUUUACAGAACAUGUCAUAAUUGCACUGACUGCAGGAGUUCCUUCAAAACUUAAACUACUCAACCCUCCUCAGGAGUCUUUGCAAAUAUUUAAUGGUCACGGCAUCCCCAAACCAUUCCUCAUCCAAUUGUGCGAUAAUUGGGAAAACCCGUCUCCAGACCAGAGAGUUGUGGUAGAAAUCAGGUCUUCACCCCAAACAUUAAAGGUGUCAACAAAUGUCAUUUCACAACCUGUCGACKUCGAAGGAAAGGCAUCUUUCAGAGUUAUUUCUGUGAAAGGUACAAAAGGGUACUAUCAGCUGGAGUUUAGAGGUUCCUUUAACAACAAACCAAUCCCUGGUCCAUCGGUGCAGCUCACAGUCAUCCCUGAUCCCAACAAACCUGUCAAACUGCAGGUGAACUACGACACCAGUUCCAGUUUUUGUGCAGGAGGCACUUUCCCUGUUUUCUCCGUGAUGGUGGUGUCUGAAGAAGGAAGUCCGAUUACGACUUUUAACCCUGCUGAUAUGUCCAUGUUUCUGUGGGAAGGAGAUUCAUCACAGAUUCCCUCAGGGGCCACUGAGCUGAAGUGCAGUAAACCCAUGGAAAAUGAGAAGAAAGAAUGUUUUCACUUUAGAUCAGCAUAAAUGUUGUGGCCAAUCAGCCUGUCAAACUGGGACCUGAGUCUCAGCCACCAACCCCUGUUGUUUCCUACAGUACCGACAUCUCCAGCCGAAUCCUGGUUGAGAACAUGACUCUGAAGAUAAUGGACAACUUUGGUAAUUCAGCUGGACAGGACCUGAAAGGGAAGGUGGUUGUGUCGAUAAGAUGUCCUGAAGGUGAAGAGAGCAGAAACCUUCCUCUAUUUGAAGGGAAAACAAGCAGCAUUCAAAUUAUCCUAAAAGACGGAAGUUCCCACAUUAGUAGACUGGCUAUCAUGGAGAACAGCCCCGGUGAGAACGGCAGCAGAUACAUUGCCGUCUUUACAGCCAAAGUGCAGACAUGUGCCUUGUCCCAGGCUUCUUUUGAGCUUCCCUUCCAUUUUUACAAUGAUGCUGAAAACCAAAGAAAAAUGUCUGAACUGUCAAGGAAGAAGGAUGAGCUGACUGCUACCAUCACUAAGCUCGAAGGAGUGCUUCGUUCUUUUGACGAUUAUCAGAGUCAGAUCACAACUCAAAUCCAGGACUUUUCUAACAAAGAGUCAGACUUCAAAAACAAGCUGAAAGAGAUGAACAUAAACACACAGCAUCUAACGAUCCAAGAUCUUGAGAAUAUGGCAGUGGAGAAGGUAGGUGAAGCUGAAAUGAUUGAGAAAAGGCCCAGGAGAUUCUGCAACAUCCCCAAUAACUUCCAAGGGCACGAUGUGAUUGGAGUGGUAGGUCAUCUGGCCUUUAUUGAGGAUGAUGAUGUGGCGAGGGUCAUCUCCUGGCAUUUGGCAGGGGACAUAGACUGUGUGAUCACCAGAACUACAGAAGCAGCUAAGAGAGUCCACCACGACUCAAGGCGCAAUCAGCAGGUCAUGGCCCUCGACAGCUUCUUUGUGCAACAAGGAGACAGACCGCUGCCCCACAUAAGAAAUGGAUACAGACUUUUCGAUCCUCCUGGGAACCCGAUCUACGCCAAAGAUUGUCUGAUUUUUACACGGGAAAUUCAGAGUUGUGAAAAGAUCUUUAAAAACCUCCUUGGAACCACCAUCCUGAUGGAUGACCUGGAGUCUGCAAUCAACUACAGGAAGGCGGUUGUGKGGAACAAAAUCCAGUGUCCCACCAUACUGACCCGGCAGGGGGACAGGGUCAAUUCCAGAGCCAAAUUUGGAGGAGCGCAGAACAGAGCCCCACCCAUCUCAAGAUUAAAAGUGUUUGGAGCGCCGCUUCCCCAACACUACUUUAUACUGAAGCAACAAAUAGGUCUGCUCUCAGACUACAGCAAAAUUAUGAAGAAGAGAGAAAAGGCAGAAAAAGAGAAGAACGAGUAUUUCGUAACUUGGAAACCAAACCAAACCCAACAAAGACUGGAUGAGAAAAUAAAGGAGCUUGAGGAAAUUGACGAACAACUUGCUUCAAUAAGACAAGGGAAACGAGGUCCUGAGGGCGCUGGAGAGCCAUCAGGCAUUGUGGCAAAACGACCAAGGAGGACAACCUAAGAGUUUUCAAGGGUUUUAAUGUGGCCAUGUUCUGACAUGUAUAUGGAAACUUGACACAAGUAUGGACAUUUGGGUUUUUUUUUUUUUUUCUUUGUUAAAGCAAUUGUUCUUAGCAGUAAAUUUUAUUCGGUUACCUCAUUUGGCAGCAGCUGGAGGUACCAGAAGCUCAAAACAAGUGUCAAAAACAACAGCAAAAUAAGCUGUUUGGCAGAGAAAAUAUGACUACU